This is a messenger RNA of Beauveria bassiana ARSEF 2860, 1011 nucleotides long. RefSeq names its product alcohol dehydrogenase. The coding region runs from base 1 to 1011 and encodes 336 amino acids. NCBI's taxonomy places the organism in Eukaryota, Fungi, Ascomycota, Sordariomycetes, Hypocreales, Cordycipitaceae. The transcript has 2 exons. Gene Ontology annotation, molecular function: oxidoreductase activity, acting on NAD(P)H. The record is from RefSeq and is a predicted model, not a curated record.
AUGAAAAAAGAGGACGCAGUCCUCCCUUCAACCCAGACAGCCCUGGUAGCCCUAUCAGAAUGCACUUACACCAUCGCCCAGCGCCAUUGUCUACCCAAGCAGCCACCCUUGCCGCAAGACAUCAUCGUACGAGUGACCCAUGUUGCCCUGAAUCCUUGCAACUGGAAGAUGAUAGACUUCUCGCCAGCCAUUGGUACCGUUGGCGGCAAUGACUUCUCCGGCGAAGUCGUCAUUGUCGGUAGCCACGUUCAGCGCUGGAAUGUCGGAGACGCGGUGUGCGGAUUCCUUUAUGGGUUAGACCCCCAUGCGGGCAAAACGGGGUGGGCGGGUGCCUUUGCUCAGUACGUCAGUGUUGAUGAGGGACUUGUGAUGCGUGUGUCGCCGAGCCUUGGCAACGCGCAGGCGGCCUGCCUGGGGGCCGGCAUUGUCACAGCGGGCAUGUCGCUAUUUCGAAGUUUGGGAUUACCAUCCAUCGGGGUGCCCGCCGGAUAUCUUCCUCUGACAACCUGUUCACUCUCCAACUUCAACCUCGUCAAGUCGUUUGGCGCCGAGAAAGCUUUUGACUAUCACUCGCCGUCUUGUGGAGUCGCCAUCCGUGCCUUCACCAAAGGCAAACUACAGAAGGCUCUGGAUUGCAUCACCGACUCGAGUAGCAUGAAAAUAUGUUACACGGCCAUAGGCCCGCGCGGAGGCCAGUAUACAGCACUAGAACCGCCCCCAGAGCACAUUAAACAGUCUCGCAAAGAUAUACGGACUGAUUGGGUAAUGGCAUUGACCAUAUUUGGGAAAGCUGUGGACCUCAAAGGUCCUUUUGAGCGUGCUGCCGCGCCAGGUGAUAUGGAGUGGGCUCGGUCGUGGUAUAUGCAAGCCGACGGCCUGGUUGCCAGUGGGAUCCUACGGCCUCAUCCGGCAAAAGUGACAAAUGGGAACUGGACUGAUGUAAUCCAAGGUAUUGAUGAUCUGCGUAAUGGUAAAGUUCGCGGGGUAAAACUUGUGUAUGGCAUCGAAUAG